This is a messenger RNA of Prunus dulcis (almond), 5059 nucleotides long. Its product is annotated as formin-like protein 18. Bases 497 to 4627 code for a protein of 1376 amino acids. The record is from RefSeq and is a predicted model, not a curated record. NCBI's taxonomy places the organism in Eukaryota, Viridiplantae, Streptophyta, Magnoliopsida, Rosales, Rosaceae. The transcript is spliced from 18 exons.
CUCUCUCCUAACGUAUUAGAUACAGACGCGCACACACACACACACAGAGACAGACAAACCCCAGAUCCCUUAUUCUCUGUUUGCUUAAACAAACGCCAUAUCUGACUUUGUUAAUUUUUAUAUAUUUCUCUAAUACAACGUAGAAGAAGAUACCCAUCAUCACAUUCUCUCUCUUCCUCUCAGUCCCCCAACGGUUCUUGAUUGAAAGCUAAGUCUUUUCUCUCUCUGAUACAUACAAAGUGUGAAUGCCAAGACAAGAGCAACAACAACACCACAAAUAAUACUCAGAAGCACUUUCCUUAGCGACCCAGCAAAACCCAUAUUCCUCUGGUUCCUCAAUAUACACUCUGUUGCAGACCAUCAUCGUCUUGACCCUUAUUUAUAUUGCAUUCAUUUGGGCAUUUGGUGAUCUGGGUAUAUAAGCUGAGACAAUGUGGGUUGUAUUGGAGUGUUUUUAGGUGUUCUUGUGAGGGGUAUUUUCGGAUCUUGAUACUCAAUGGCGUUGUUCAGAAAGUUCUUCUAUAGGAAGCCGCCAGAUGGGCUUUUGGAGAUCUCUGAAAGGGUUUAUGUUUUUGAUUGCUGUUUUACCACGGACGUUUUGGAAGAAGAUGAAUAUAAAGUUUACAUAGGAGGCAUAGCGAGUCAACUCCGUGAACAGUUUCCCGAAGCUUCAUUCAUGGUCUUUAACUUUCGAGACGGAGAAAAUCAAAGCCUGAUUUGUAACAUAUUGUCUGAGUAUGACAUGACAGUAAUGGACUAUCCUCGACACUAUGAAGGUUGCCCACUUCUCACAAUGGAGGCGAUACACCACUUCCUGAGAUCAAGUGAAAGCUGGCUUUCACUCGGGCAACAAAAUGUGCUCCUAAUGCAUUGUGAACGAGGUGGGUGGUUGGUUUUGGCCUUUAUGCUGGCUGCACUCUUGAUUUACAGGAAGCAGUACACUGGGGAGCACAAGACAUUGGACAUCAUUUACAAGCAAGCACCUCGGGAACUUUUGCAGUUAAUGUCACCACUGAAUCCGAUGCCUUCACAACUGAGGUAUCUUCAGUAUAUAACAAGAAGAAAUGUGGGAUCGGAAUGGCCUCCACUGGAUAGGGCACUUACAUUGGACUGCAUUAUCAUAAGAUUCAUUCCUAAUAUGGAUGGAGAGGGAGGUUGCCGCCCAAUAUUUAGAAUAUAUGGACAGGAUCCUUUUAUGGCUGCUGAUCGGACUCCUAAAGUUUUGUUCUCAACUCCAAAAAGGAGCAAACUUGUACGGCAUUACAAGCAGGCAGAUUGUGAACUAGUUAAAAUUGAUAUACAUUGCCAUAUCCAAGGUGAUGUGGUUCUCGAGUGUAUUAGUUUGGAUAAUGAUCUGGAACGUGAAGAGAUGAUGUUUCGCAUCAUGUUCAAUACGGCCUUUAUAAGGUCCAAUAUUUUGAUGCUUAAUCGUGAGGAUAUAGACAUCUUAUGGAAUGUUAAGGAUCAAUUUCCCAAGGAUUUCAGAGCAGAGGUUCUUUUCUCGGAGAUGGAUGCUGCUACUUCUCUUAUAUCAAUUGAUUUACCUGGUAUGGAGGAGAAAGAUGGUCUUCCUGUGGAAGCAUUUGCAAAAGUUCAGGAGAUUUUUAGCAAUGUGGAUUGGCUAGAUCCAAAGACAGAUGUAACACUUAAUGUCCUCCAGCGGAUUGCCUCAUCAGGUGCUCUUCAGAAUCUGGAUAGUGCUUCUGUCCAUAACACAGAAACAGGCAGCUUGUUGCUGGAAUCAACUUCUGCAAAUCUUAAAUCAGAAGUGAAGGCAUCAGAAAACAAUAUCAAGGGUCCCACAUCCGUGGCUCAGGGGAAACAGGACAGUGCUUCUGCUUAUACUGCAGAGACAGGCAACUUGUUGCUAGAAUCACUUCCUGCAAAACUUAUAUCAGAACCAAAGGCAGCAGAAAAUAGUAUCAAGAGUCCCCAAUAUAGGCCUCAUGGGAAGCAAUCUUUGUCCAGCUUCGAACCAUCCCUAAAUGCUAAUUUGAUUAGAACAAAGAUUGAACCCCAGGAACUGCAAGUUGCUCUCCUACGGCCUGCCCAAUCUAAAAUCAUAUCUCAGCGAGCACCUCAAGCCUCCCGGUCUGCACCAGUUUCAUAUUGUAAUUCCUUGCAAGGAUCGCCUGUGCCAAUAUCAAGAUAUCACAGUGCACCCUCAGCCCUUGGCAUUACAGCUCUGUUGCAGGAUCACGCUGCAUCUAACAGUGUAGAAGAAAUCACACAUCCUGUGACCAUAUCUCCACCUUCCCAUGCCUCAUCAGCUCCUGAUUUAACUGUACCUAAAUCUGUGCAGCCUGGUAAGCUGUCUAUUCCUGCACCACCACCACUGUCAGCAUCACCUUCUUCAUUGCAAUCUUCUGGGCAUGCAACUGUAGAAAAGAUUUCCGCUGCUACUGCACCUUCUUCUCUGCCACCAGCACUUCCCCAACAAACUUCAAAUUCCUCCCUGUCUUUGCUUACCCAACACACUGAAACUACAUUACAGGGUAGAGGUCAGUCAGCAUUCGUUCCUCCUUCCCCCCUUCCACCUCCACCUCCUAAUCUAUCAGUGACAUCUUCACCCUUUGACAUCGAGGGCUCAGUUUUAGUCGCCCCUCACCCUCAAUGCACUUCUUUUUCAGGGGGAUCUCCAUCUUCCUCGGUCAAGAACUCUGUUUCAAUUCCCCCUCCUCCACCCCCUCCUUUUUCAGGGUCACCUCCGCUCCCUUCCUUCUUGGAGGCUUCUUCAUCAUCCUCUCUCAAGAACUCAAUUUCAGCUCCCCUUGCUCCUCCCCCUCCCACUUCCUUUCCAGGGGAAUCAUCUUCUCUCAAUAACGCUAUCUCAGGCCCCCUUCCCCCUUCCUUCCAGGGAACAUCAUCCUCUUUCGAGAGCUCAGUUUCAGCCCCCCCUCCCCCUCCACCACCUCCUUUUUCAGGAUCAUCAUCCACAGUCAUGACCUCCUCCAUUGCCGCUCCCCCUCCCCCUCCCCCUCCCCCUCCACCCCCCGGUUCUGCUACUUUAGCUGCUUGUCCUACUUCUUCAGCAGUCAUGUCUGGCCCCCCUCCACCUCCUCCACUUCCUCAAUGUUCAGGGCCUGCCUCAACUUCUACUCUAACAUCUUCAGCACCGCCACCGCCCCCUCCUCCAGCUUUUGCACCAAAGGAAUCUUUGUCCCAGAAUUCUGCACCUGUGCCACCCGUACCACCUCCUCCUCUUCCCAAUGGGGUAUCAAUAUCUGGUGGUUACCCCACAGCACCUCAUUCCAGGGCUAGUAAUGGUAAUAUUCCUUCGAUUCCUGGACCACCUUCUGGUGUUCCCUUUAGUCUAAAGGGACGGGGCCUCACACGUCCAGGUUCCAGAAAUCAGGCUCAACCUAAAAAGGCCAAUCUGAAGCCAUAUCAUUGGCUAAAAUUAACAAGAGCGAUGCAAGGAAGCUUAUGGGCUGAAGCACAAAAAGCUGAUGAAGCAACCAAGCCUCCAGAGUUUGACAUGUCUGAACUCGAGAGUCUUUUUUCUGCGGUUACUCCAAAUUCAGACCAUGGAAAUACAGGAGGAAAAUCUAGUCGUCGCACCACAGGACCUAAAUCUGAAAAAGUUCAGCUGAUUGAGCUAAGGCGGGCAUAUAAUUGUGAAAUAAUGCUUUCUAAAGUUAAAAUCCCUUUGCCUGAUGUGAUGAGUUCAGUGCUUGCCUUGGAUGAUUCAGCAUUAGAUAUUGAUCAGGUUGAGAACCUCAUAAAAUUUUGUCCAACAAAGGAAGAGAUGGAAUUACUCAAGGGUUACAGUGGAGAUAAGGAAAACUUGGGAAGAUGUGAACAGUUUUUUCUUGAAUUAAUGAAAGUUCCUCGGGUAGAGCCGAAGCUCAGAGUUUUCUCAUUUAAAAUACAAUUCCAUUCCCAGGUUUCCGACCUUAGAAAGAAUUUGAACACCGUCAAUUCAGUAGCUGAUCAGAUCAGAAGUUCGGAAAAGCUGAAAAGGAUCAUGCAAACAAUUCUUUCUCUGGGUAAUGCCUUGAACCAUGGGACUGCAAGAGGUUCUGCUAUUGGAUUUCGAUUGGAUAGUCUCCUUAAGCUCACUGACACACGAGCCCGGAAUAACAAGAUGACUCUUAUGCAUUACCUUUGUAAGGUGCUUGCGGAGAAGCUGCCAGAACUUCUUGAUUUUCCAAAAGACCUUACAAGUUUGGAGGCUUCAACGAAGAUACAAUUGAAAUAUUUGGCAGAGGAAAUGCAAGCCAUCAGUAAAGGGCUAGAGAAGGUUGUACAAGAGUUGACUGCCUCGGAAAAUGAUGGUCCUGUGUCAGAAACUUUUUGCAAGACACUAAAGGAGUUCCUUAGUCAUGCCGAAGCUGAAGUGAGGUCUUUGGCUUCACUUUAUUCUAAUGUGGGGAGAAAUGCAGAUGCAUUGGCUCUUUAUUUUGGGGAAGAUCCUGCUCGCUGCCCAUUUGAACAAGUUGUAUCUACUCUGCUCAACUUUGUGAGGAUGUUUGCCCGAGCACACGAGGAAAACUGUAAGCAGCUUGAAUUUGAAAAGAAGAAAGCACAGAAGGAGGCACAAAACGAGAAAAUGAAAGCGGGAACUGUUCCCAAAAAGGAGCUCUUGAUACAGACCCCCAUUAAGAGUGGCAACAUUAAAUCAUAAAGAACUAUUUCACCAUAUUUUUUUCCAGCAACCAAAGCCGUUCUCCAAUGGAUGUAAUUUUUUUUUUCACUCCAUGGAUGAAAAUCCCUUCAAAGGAUUGAGAGCACAAAAACAACUGGAACCACCAAUUCUGAUGAUCUGGAGAAGAAUGUUUUCCUCAUGAUUUAAAGUAAUGCUGGUGGUUUGCAGAAGGGGAGAGGUCCACCUUAAUUAAGAUGCUGGAAUUUUAUGGAGUUCCCCCGUUCGAUGAGCCGGUUGUAAGAUACAACUGAGGAAUUUUGUUGUAAAAAUACAUGCAAUAUAGUCAGCAUAGUUGCCCUUUAUCUAUUACUAAUUUUAGUUAUAUUUUUUUUCAUAUGUAUAUUUUUUUUAGUUAUAGGGAUGUAAAUCUUUGAUUUAAGAUAGUAGUAAAGUGCAAUAUAUUAUAUUCAA